Hemiscyllium ocellatum (epaulette shark) is the source of this 2226-nucleotide messenger RNA. Its product is annotated as intercellular adhesion molecule 5-like. Lineage: Eukaryota; Metazoa; Chordata; Chondrichthyes; Orectolobiformes; Hemiscylliidae. Gene Ontology annotation, cellular component: membrane. Gene Ontology annotation, molecular function: integrin binding. The transcript is spliced from 7 exons. Bases 101 to 1819 code for a protein of 572 amino acids. Gene Ontology annotation, biological process: cell-cell adhesion. The record is from RefSeq and is a predicted model, not a curated record.
GGUCUCAAAGUAGCGGAAUCUCUAGAAAAGCCAGGAAGCACAGUUCCGUUCUGAUUCCAGCUUAGAACAGUGAAGGGCCUUCUGCUCAAACUCCACAAUUAUGAAUUUUAGGAGGAAAUCGUCGGUUGAGGGUAUAUCCUUCUCCGUGUUAAUUUUCGGUAUAACAGCCACUGUAACUGGAUUUGAAGUUUCAAUCGAUGUAAACUCCACAGCCGUGGAAUUUGGAGGUUCCAUUGAGACGAACUGCAGCACAACAUGUCCAAAACCAACAAUAAAUAUGGAACAUAAACCAGGAGUAAAUUUCAUGAGAACAAACGGCAGUACUUGGUACCAUGACUAUUUCCCAAGUGUCCAGGAGUGGGAUUUAACACUAGCAUGUUCUGUGAAAUGUCUGGAUCAUCAGUUAGAGAAUGUGAAAAAGCAUGUCACAGUGUACAAUCGAGAGGUAAACAUCACAGUACUCCCUGAAGUGCUGGAGAUUAACAGAACAUAUUGUCUGGAAUGCAUUGGCCCAAGAGUUUUUCCAAAUAACAAACUCAUUCUCACAUGGCUGAGAGGGAGUGAGAUUGUCCAGGGAGAUUCCACAGGCGAACCAGGUCUUCCGGAUGAAGAUAAAAGGUUGAGAAAUGUCUUCAAUCUCAUUGCAAGUCAAUCAGAUGAUGGACAGGAGUACACCUGCUUGGCUGAAGUGGACUUGGGCUCUAACACCACAAAGUCAAUCACAAACUCUUCUGUCACUCUGCAAACUUACGCUUUCAUGGAUCAGCCGAGAAUCCUGGACAAAAGACCCAAAGAAGUGAAGCGAGAGGUCACAUUAACAUGUGAGGUCUCAAAUGUCUAUCCUGCUGAGAAGAUGAGAGUAAGAUGGUUUCAGGAUGGUGUGGAACUGAACUCAGAUACCACAAGGCCAAAUUCCAACACUGUCCGAAUAACAGCAGCAUGGACACCACAGGAAUCUGGUCUGAUGGAAGUCGUCUGUAUGGCCGAUUUUGAGAAAUAUCCAUCAAUUCCCCGAAAGAAUAAUAGUGCUUUCAUUGAGGUGUAUGCUUUCUCUUCCCCUGAAAUCCAAGUACCGACCACCCAGGAAGGAAAUCUUGUUAAUAUUACGUGCCGUGCGUUGAAUGCCUCAGGGGAUCUUGAACUCAGACUGAAGAAAGGAAAUGACACAUUAGUGACUGGAUCAAGCAGUACUGGGCUCACUAUCUCUCAUACAGUAGAGGCUGAAGCUAAGCUGGAUGGACAGCAGUAUAUCUGUGAAGCUGAACUGAAACUUCAAGAUCACUCAAUGACGAGCCCUGUUAUUAAACAACACAUUGGAACUCUCCAUGUCCUGUAUAAACCACAAGACACAAUCAUGACCAUAUCGGUAAAUAGCAAAACCAUGUCAGGCGUUCCAGUAGAAGUUACUGAAGGUGAUGAAAUUACAUUAAACUGUAAGUCCAAUGGAAGACCCUCACCUACAUUAGAGUGGGUAAACCCCAGUAAUGGCAGCAACAUUGAGAUUGAUCCCUCUGGAUUUCUGCACAUUCCGUACAUAACCUCAGAACAUCAAGGAAUUUAUAAAUGUAGAGCUACCAAUCAAUAUGGAAUUGAUGAGAAGGAAGUGGACAUCAGGGUCAAAGAUUUAAGAUGGAUAAUACUAGUGACUGCAGGAAUAGCAGUAUUGAUGGUAAUUGCUGUGAUGGCCUUGUACUGGAAAUGCAGUGCCCAUAAGAGAGGACAGUAUAAAUUAGACAAAGCAAAACCCAACAACAAUGCACAAGUCCCCAACGGAAAGGAUCAUCAGGAAGAUGUUCCUUUGGAGAAACUUCAUCCAUAACUUGGUAGCACAACAACAAUUACAAACUAGUAUGAUAUAUGUUUUGAACAGAAAUUCCGAUGAUCCUGUAGUCAAUAUUGUAUCCAACAAGUGCAGCUCAUUGCAAUAUUAAAAUUGUUUGCAGUAAUUACUGUAAUAAUUGUAAUGACAACAUUUUCCUCACAUUUCUCAACAUUUUAGAUUGCUUUUGAAAUACUGUAUUGAUCAUUUUCAUGUAUUUUUUCAAACUCUGGAUUGUCACCUGAGCUCUGGUAACUAGAUUUAGCACUGAUAUCAUCAAAGCUUUAUGAAAACAACUUUCUUUCCCACUAAUUGACACGAAGGCUAGAUACAAGAUGUGUUUAUUCUGUAAAAUAAUUUACCUAUUGUGACUGUUUGCUUUAAUUGAAUAAAUAUUGUAUUUGUAA